GAGUUUUCUUCUCAUGCCCAAUACAUCUCCAGGUCCAAGUGAAACUACACCGAUGCUUCUCAGCCCAGCUCCGACCGGGAGGCCAGCUGCGAUAUGCGCCGUCAAUGGAGCAAUCGGACGGCUAAGAGAAUAACGCACGGCUCCGCUGUGCCCCCGGCCCCCGCCUUCAUGUCACUAAUCGACAAGGGCGUCUCGAAUGGAAGGAGCCCAUCCAACCCAACGAAGAAGCAAAAUCCCCAAUCUCUGCGCCGCCGCCGUUCUGUGUCGUUCUUCGCCCGCCGUCGUUCCGUGUCGUUCUUAGCCCGCCGCCGUUUGUAGUCGCGGCUUCAUCGUCGCGUACCGAUCCCCACCGCCCCCACUGCCACCAGAGGUGUCGACAUGUCUCAGAACAACCCCUCCCAGCUUCUCCCCUCAGAGCUGAUCGACCGGUGCAUCGGGUCCAAGAUCUGGGUGAUCAUGAAGGGGGACAAGGAGCUCGUUGGCACCCUCUGCGGCUUUGAUGUCUACGUCAAUAUGGUGCUGGAGGACGUCACCGAGUAUGAAUACACUGCUGAAGGGCGCCGUAUUACAAAACUUGACCAGAUCCUCCUGAACGGCAACAACAUAGCCAUUUUGGUUCCUGGUGGUUCACCACCUGAUGUGUAAUGAACUUUUGCUUCCCAGAGUAUCAUUCGUGGUGAAGGCAGCCCCGUGAACUUUGCACCUUAUAUUUUUUAAUCAUUGGAUGUUUCCUCAUCUCGGAUGUGUUUCUCCUGUUCAUGAUUAUACCGAAGUUUAUUGUUAACUCUGUCAGCAUGGAAUCUCUCCUCUGUAUUGAACUUACUGACCUGAAGUAGUGUGCCUGCAUAGCUGUGGUUAUAUGAUUCGCUUUGCUCAUCAUCAUUGUACUGUAAUGUGAAUUGCAGGCAAUGGAUUAUGAAGAAACCUGAUAAAUGGAAGCGCAUCGGUUGUAUUUGGCGUUUGA
This is a messenger RNA of Zea mays, 964 nucleotides long. RefSeq names its product sm-like protein LSM5. Gene Ontology annotation, molecular function: RNA binding. Gene Ontology annotation, biological process: mRNA splicing, via spliceosome. Bases 379 to 645 code for a protein of 88 amino acids. Gene Ontology annotation, cellular component: U6 snRNP; U4/U6 x U5 tri-snRNP complex; Lsm1-7-Pat1 complex. The transcript has 4 exons. Lineage: Eukaryota; Viridiplantae; Streptophyta; Magnoliopsida; Poales; Poaceae. The record is from RefSeq and is a predicted model, not a curated record.